GCCUGCGCCAGCUGGGGGAGCCGGGCAGCCGCCGAGCGCGGGCGGGGAGGAGCCGGGGCCCGGCCGGGCGGCGAUGAGCGCCCGCGGGCGGCUGUAGAGAGGAUGGCCGGGGGCGCCCUGCGCCUGGCCCUGCUGGCCGCGAUCUGCCUGCGGGGCUGGGGCCAGCCCGACACCACCUGCCAGCGCGUCCGCGCCGCCUUCCAGCUGCUGCAGCCCGGAGCCAAGGGGGUGCCCGAGAGCCCGGUGGCAGGGGCAGAUCUGCAAGUGUGUGUCCCAAAGGGCUCAACCUGCUGCUCAAGGAAAAUGGAGGAGAAGUAUCAGGCAACGGCCCGUUUGACCAUGGAGCAGCUGCUCCAGUCUGCCAGCAUGGAGCUGAAGUUCCUCAUAAUUCAAAACGCUGCCGUCUUCCAAGAAGCCUUCGAAAUUGUAGCACGGCAUGCAAGAAACUACACCAACACCAUGUUUAGGAACCACUUCCAGAACAUGGGGUCCAGAGCUCUUAAGUUUGUCGGAGAACUUUUUACAGAUAUCUCGCUUUACAUACUGGGCUCUGACAUCAAUGUGAAUGACAUGGUCAAUGAAUUUUUUGACAGCUUGUUCCCUUUAGUCUACUCACACUUGAUAAACCCAGGCUUCCCUGACCUCUCCGGAGAAAUGAUAGAAUGCCUGCGGGUAGCAAGACGGGACCUCAGGGUGUUUGGUAACUACCCCAAGAUUAUGAUGACUCAGGUGUCAAAGUCAUUGCAGGCCACGCGAGCCUUUCUACAAGCGCUCAACCUGGGGAUCGAAGUCAUAAAUACUACCGACCACUUAAAAUUCAGCAAGGAAUGUGGACGUGCACUGUUGAGGAUGUGGUACUGUUCUCAUUGCCAAGGGCUACUGAUGGCGAAGCCUUGUGCCGGAUACUGCAGUGUUGUCAUGCAAGGGUGCCUGGCCAACGUUGUGGAGAUAGAUAACUACUGGAGAGAAUAUAUUCGGUCCCUGGAAGGGCUGACCAAAGGCAUGUAUGGAAUCUAUGACAUGGAACAUGUCCUACUCAGUCUCUUCUUGUUGAUACGAGACUCAGUCAUGUAUGUUCAGAAGAAUGGAGGGAAGCUGUCUGCAACAAUUAGCAAAUUCUGUGGCCAUUCUCAACAGAGACAGUAUAGAUCAGCUCAUGACCCCGAAGACCUUUUCAUUGACAAGAAAGUACGGAAGGUGGCUCACACAGAACACGAGGAAACCCUGUCCAGUCGGAGAAGGGAGCUCAUUAUGAAACUAAAAUCUCACAGCAGUUUUUAUAGCAGCUUGCCGGAGUACAUCUGCAGCCACGGCUCUGCUGUUCAGAAUGACACCCUUUGCUGGAAUGGACAAGAAAUUGUGGAGAGGUACAGUCACCAGGCGGCGAGGAGCGGGGGGAAAGCUCAAGCAGGCACCCACGAGAUGAAAACGAAGGGUCCCGAGCCAGUGAUCAGCCAGCUCAUCGACAAACUGAAACACAUCAACCAGCUGUUGAAAGGAAUGUCAAUAUCCCGGCGAAAAGCUCCAGACAAAACCACGGAUGAGGAUGAGUCAGAAAGCGGAGACUGUGAUGAUGAAGACGACUGCAGCGGCGGCUCCGGAAAUGGGGAACUAAGGGUUAAGAAUCAGCUCCGGUUCUUAGCAGAGCUGGCUUAUGAUUUGGAUAUGGAUGACGGUCCCUCAAACAAACAACUUUUGAAUCAGCAAAGCAAAGGUGAUACCGCGGUUCACAACCUGGGCUCAGGCAAUACCACGUGGAAGCAUGUUCCUGUCACUGCUGUUUUCAUGGCAGUCUUUCUUCUGUGGGCCCAUUGACUCUGUACAGUAGCCACAGCAGAUUUUCCUGGGGAUCAACGUCUCUCUUUAUUUCUUUCUGAAGAAAACAUUCUGAACCCCGCUCCUCCUGCAAUAUAGGCACACUUCCAAAGAUUAAGGGAAUGACUUACAUUUGUUUUGUAAAAUAAAACGGUAUCUUUACCCCCAGGGGCUGGUUCAUGGUGAAUUUCAGUGUUAGUAAAUCCAUGUAGUGCUUUUAAAAAUAAUUCGGAAGGGUGAUACUACGUUAUGUUCAUGUCAGUUUACGAAGGCUGAAUUUUCAUUCCUGUUAAGCAGAAAUCCAUAUUUUGUCUUGAGUUCAUUUACCAUGCAUGGACUAGAGUAGCAUCUAAGGUUUAGUGAAUAUUAUCACCAAAGAUCAGACCCCCAUUCUUGUUUGACUUAACCCAGGUUUUGUCUAUAGUUUAAGUAGCAUUGGCACCGACUCCAAAUUUAAUACUCAUCCCUGGGAAACUUGCCAGGCACAUAAUGGUGAGGCCAGGGGGUGGCUUGAGAAACAGAGUGCAAGUCCAAAAUGGGGAAGGAGAUUAAGGAAGAGAAGGGAACCACUGGCCCAACUGAUCAAAUUUCAGAAAUUCUCCUCUCCCUGGUCCUGAUUCUGCUACCUGUGAAGUCAGUAGGAAAACUCCCAUUGACUUCAUAGGGAGCAAGGGUGGACCCUAAACAUUUAGGGCUAGACUGUGACUAUGCACUUACACACGGGAGUAAGAACCAGCCUUCCGCCUUGCAAGGCUGCUGCAUCUUGAGUCUGGGGCCCCAAGAGUAGGUGCUUGUUUAUCUCCCGCCCACCAGAGCAGGUGAGCAGGAAAUGGGUGGAGCCAACAUACCAGCCAGCAUAGGGAAAACAGGAAGCCAGCGACUGGUGGCGCCAGGCAGAACUGUGUCUGAGAGGUGGCACAUUGCCUCCUGGGGCUAUUCCUGGGCUGAGCCUAAAGACUAAAUUACCCUGGAAUAAAAAAUGGCUAAAUCAAAGCAGCCCUGCUGACAGCAGGUUGUUUUGGGACAUGCUCUCUUUGAUUAUCCUCCUGGUGGCCUGGGAACACUCGGAAUGUGCCACUGUCCUGUCUCCAAGGAGGCUGUAUUGGCAAUGGCCGUACAGGAGGAGAGCAGUGCUUCUGGCAUUAGAGGGCACAACAUCAGCACGUUGUGUUUCAUGAAUCCAAACAGUUCCUGGGAAGCCCCUUCAGAGGCGGCCAGCCAGCCUGUCUCCGAAUUCUGGGUCAGCUGGAGCUGGUGCGUGUGUCUUGGCACACUGCAGGAACAAACCCUCUUCUUCCUUAGGAAAUGUGCCCACACAGCUCCAGACAAAGGACAGAGGGUGGUGCUGUGCCAUACUUUUGCAGGGCUGAAUAACAUGCCUCCAACCCAUUGCAUAGGUUAAAAGCAAGGACUGGCAGGAGACACGCACACAGCACAAUAAGACGUUUAUUUGAACCUUCUCGUGUAUGUUAUUUUUGUUAAAAUAAUUAUUUUCUUGGUGGACAACGUAUCAAAAUCCCUCUUUCACACAUUUAAAGCAUAGGAAAGUUUUAAACUGGAAACUGAAACUGGCUGCCCUGGGGAAGGCCAUCAGCAAUCCAGACUGGUGGUCUUCAGCGCACAGUGGACAGCAUAUGCUUUUGGGCUAGAACCCAAUGACAUUUUUGGGUUAGGGGCAAGGAAAGUUUGUUUUGGUGCCUGGCCAGAACGACUGUAUAUUUCAGCUUAAGGUGUUGGUAGCCCUAGCACUGUAUUAUAUGUGUGCUUUAAAUACUUUGUGUCUCAGAGCUUAAAUGCUUUAAAAAGCUACUAAGUAAAUAUCUUUCUGAAAAGUGAACUGCAAAGAUUUUUUAACAGGAUAACUUCAAAAGGUGAAAAAUAUCCAGCUGUUAUUUUAAACUGAUGGGCCUGACCCUGGUAUAAAACUCACUGACUGCAAUGGAAUGAUUCCAUGUUUGUACCAGGGGGAUAGGAGCAUCAGGUUGUUAGCACCAAUCUCAUGGUUUCUCUGCCUGGGUGAGUCACCCCAUGGUUAUGGUGUUUGUGCUAUAGAAGAUCCAUUCUGUCCUUAACUGGUGGGUUCUCUCCUGCAGAACUUUCCCAAGAGAUUCCCCUUCUCAUGCUCAGGCUGAACUCAAAGGGGAACUUUUGGAGAUGUUUGCACAGAAAUUGAUUGCACAUAAACAUUAGUUUAAAGGUGACCUUUUCAAAUCUUUCUCUUGGUCCCCGUCCGUCCUCCCCCAUUUUUACAAAGCUUUUAAUUAUCAGCAACAUCUUUGCGGUUCGCCUCCAGAACGUUAAAGACUUUCAAAACUGAGGUUUUGUGGAGCUCCACUGCAUUUGUUUCUACCCUUGCAAGCGAUGUCUUAUGAGUGAGGGUCUGAUGCUGCCACCCCCUACUCUUCUUAAACAUCCAGAUCAAUAGGACUCAACUGCUAGGUUUGAGAGUGGAUGAUGGAAUCUAUCCCUCAGUAUUUACAUCUUCCAGGUGGAAGACAAAUUCCAUAAUAUCAACCAAUCCAGAGAGAACCCUUCCAACACCAAUGUUCUGAGUCGUUUUUUGACCUUGACGUUUCUUUCUCAUCUCAUUUUACUGGUGGUCCUGGGUUUCUAUUCAGAUUCGGGGGCUUUGAAAACUAGUCCUCAAUAUAGCAGGAGUCGAGCAUUGUUCUUUUCCAGUCUAGCCUUUCAAUUAUUUGCAAACUUUCUUGGCAAGGCAGUCUGAAUUCCAAGUCCUUCUCUCAUUUGAGUAUAGUAGAAGCCUGCUUGAGAUAGAUUUCAACCAUCUUUGUACAGCUUGAGUGUUUAUUGCCCUUUCAGUUUAAUACAUUUUUCACUCUUCUCAUUCACUCUAGGGUGAAAUUCACCCCUGGUGCUGGCCUGCAGCACAGGGGCAAAUUUCACCCCUUAGUAAGCCACGCUACAACCCGGCCUUUGCUUUUAACACAAACACCCUUUUACUCUAUUUCUAUCAGGAUCACAGCUCCAUACAAUGUCUCCUCUGCAUGCCCUGUUUUCAUAAGAACGGCCGAACUGGGUCAGACCAAAGGUCCCUCCAGCCCAGUAUCCUGUCUACCGACAGUGGCCAAUGCCAGGUGCCCCAGAGGGAGUGAACCUAACAGGUAAUGAUCACGUGAUCUCUCUCCUGCCAUCCAUCUCCACCCUCUAACAAACAGAGGCUAGGGACACCAUUCCUUACCCAUCUUGGCUAAUAGCCAUUAAUGGACUUAACCUCCAUGAAUGUAUCUAGUUCUCAUUUAAACGCUGUUAUAGUCCUAGCCUUCACAACCUCCUCAGACAAGGAGUUCCACAAGUUGACUGUGUGCUGUGUGAAGAAGAACUUCCUCUUAUUUCUUUUAAACCCGCUGCCCAUUCAUUUCAUUUGGUGGCCCCUAGUUCUUAUAUUAUGGGAACAAGUAAAUAACUUUUCCUUAUUCACUUUCUCCACACCACUCAUGAUUUUAUAGACCUCUAUCAUAUCAACCCUUAGUCUCCUCUUUUCCAAGCUGAAAAGCCCUAGCCUCUUUAAUCUCUCCUCAUAUGGGACCCGUUCCAAACCCCUAAUCAUUUUAGUUGCCCUUCUCUGAACCUUUUCUAAUGCCAAUAUAUCUUUUUUGAGAUGAGGAGACCACAUCUGUACGUAGUUUCAUUUGCUGAUACUAACCAGUGUUCGUGGAUUUAAUAGCCCCAAAUGGUAAAGGUGGCUCAGCUCCCUCUACACGUGUCAAAUACCACUCAACAGAGUAUUCAUAUUGAAGGAGCCUCUAGUCUCCAGAUGGCAGGUCUACACCUAGAGUACAAACCCCGCGCCCCCAGCUAGCACAUGUAUAAAUAGCAGCAUAGAUGGUGAAACACUGCUGUUAGUAUCUGUGUAGUGUCCCGCUGCUUCCCCUAGCCCGAGCCUGGCCUCGGGGCAGUGAAAGGCUCUGGCAGCGGGUAGCUUCCAGAACCUUUCCUCGCUGUCUCCUCACUGCUGAAGCCUUUCUGGGCUGCAGGUAGCAACCCACUGCAGUGAGUGUGGACUCUGCCUGCUCACUGCAGCAUGUGACUACACCGCACCACCACCAGCAGAGACACGGUCUGAGGGUGUCUCAGUUAGGCUGAAGUCUAAGAGCAGCGUCUCUUCAAUGAGAGGAGUCUAGGCUCUCUGGCUACAGACUGGCCUGGGGAGGCAGCAAGGAUGCCAGACUCUGCCCUAAACACACAUCAAAUACUGUUUGGCCUUUAUUUCUCCCGGCUGUUUAAGAAGCGCAGAUAGUUCUAGGAACAAGACAGAGGGUUGCCUUUUUCCAUUCACCCUCCUCCUGCUUACUUGUUUUUUUAAACCAUACCCCCUAAGGCUCACUCCAGAGUGCAAAUUUCUCCCCAGUUUCCCAGGCCGCUCUUACAAAGGCCCCGAUCCUGCAUGUUACUCCGCACGGACAGGUCCCAGUGGCAGCGCAGAGCCUGCCCAAAGUCAGCGGAGCGUUGUGAGGGCCGAGGGGGCCCCAGCCCCGGGUUUUGACGUGCAGGAGCAGAUCUAAGCCCCGGUGCUGGACUCAGCUGCGCUGCUAAGCACAGCCCAUAGGAAGGGACGCAGAAAGCCCCUUGCCACAGGGAGAGCACUGGGAACCAUGGUGUAUCUCAGGGCCGGUGACAGCCAGAGCUCUGGGGUUGCAUGAGGGGUUAAUUUGCUACAGCCUUUUUAAAGGGUGCAGCAACUACCCCCACCCUUCCCUGCCCCCCUUCUGCUGAGCUGCUCCCAGGAGGGAGCGGGUGGGUAGCAGGGCCUGCAGUUCUGUCCGGCCCUUACUUGGGCUUUGCAAUAGGGGUGAUGGGAGGAGAGUUCUUAUUCCCUUCCCACACCCUAGGCCCCAAGCCACAUACGGGCAAACCACAAUCUAGUCCAUUUUUCAGCAGAGCUCCUGUUGGCUUCAGCAGUGGCAGGGGGGCGGGGAGAGAACCAGCCAUGUUCAGCCAUAUUUUUUAAACAGAUUUUUUUCUAACCCUCUUUCUGCCCCCUGCUCUUUCGGACCUGGGACUGACACUGAAACAGACCCCGUGCGACGGGCGUCCCUUGCGGCGCACAGCCCUGCCUCUCUCAAGGGGCCUUCAGGCCACCAGUGGGCAAUCCAGUUCUCCCUCUGCUCCUUCUCCGAGCGCUCCUUUUGGCUUUGGGGGUUUGGAGCCUGGAAAUGGACCAUUCUCUUGGGUUGGACACUGUGUGUUGGAACCUGCUGGCUGUUGAAUAAUGAUGGUGUCUACCAAAGCAGGGGAUUGUCCCGGGCUUUUCUGUCCUGACUGAAAUGUUCUGUAGCUAAGUUAUCAGCCAGUAUGGUGUGUGACAUCAGCUUUUCAAUGAUGAGACUCUGAUGUAAUGUAUCGCUUGGUAGAAUUAUACCUACUGUACCUUUCUCUGUAUCCCGUAACAUCCCAAUCUGCAAUGUGAUAGUAAUCCUUGUUGACAGUCUCUUCUGUAGCAUGCUGAUCCUGUUUUUCCUUUGUACGGACAUGCUGUUAAGCAAAGCCAUCUUUUCUGAAACCUUGUUAUGAUAAUAGAUCCCCAAAACCAGUCCUUGAAUCCUGUAUCUGCCAAGGUUCUAAAACAACACAUUAUAACCUUCGAAAGCCUGUUGAAUUCUCUCCUGUGGUGUUUUUGUGUGUUUGUGUGUUAACAAUGAUUUUGGAAUGUUUCUCAUGGAUUUUUCUUUUUAACAAAAACUUCUUGCCAUUGUCAAAAAUAGUCUCUGGAACCAUUAUAACAC
This is a messenger RNA of Malaclemys terrapin pileata, 7559 nucleotides long. It is a transcript of the gene GPC3, whose product is annotated as glypican 3. The record is from RefSeq and is a predicted model, not a curated record. The coding region runs from base 103 to 1815 and encodes 570 amino acids. Gene Ontology annotation, cellular component: extracellular region; cell surface; plasma membrane. The transcript has 8 exons. NCBI's taxonomy places the organism in Eukaryota, Metazoa, Chordata, Testudines, Emydidae. Gene Ontology annotation, biological process: regulation of protein localization to membrane; cell migration; positive regulation of canonical Wnt signaling pathway.